UGUACAAAGAGACCAUGUAAAAAUGGUGGAGUGUGUAAGAAUAGAUUUUGGGGAUUUGAGUGCCUGUGUUCACAUGGCUUUACUGGUCGUACUUGUGAGUGUGAAAUUGACGAGUGUGCUACUGGUGCUAAUGCUUGUGUUGGGAACAGUAGAUGUGUUAACAAUGUAGGUAGAGAAGGAAUCACGUGUAAAUGUCCAGUAGGUUUCACUGGACAUAAUUGUGAAAUCAAUAUGGACGACUGUAAGAGUAAUCCGUGUCUGAAUAAAGGUGUAUGUAUUGAUGGCAUUAAUUCAUUUUCUUGUGAAUGCCCAUACCCUUUUAAAGGCAGAUUAUGUGAACUGGGAAGAUCAUGGUUUUGUAAAAAGAGGCCAUGUAAAAAUGGUGGAGUGUGUAAGAAUAGAUUUUGGGGAUUUGAGUGCCUGUGUUCACAUGGCUUUACUGGUCGUACUUGUGAUUGUGAAAUUGACGAGUGUGCUACUGGUGCUAAUACUUGUGUUGGGAACAGUAGAUGUGUUAACAAUGUAGGUAGAGAAGGAAUCACGUGUAAAUGUCCAGUAGGUUUCACUGGACAUAACUGUGAAAUCAAUAUUGACGACUGUAAGAGUAAUCCGUGUCUGAAUAAAGGAGUAUGUAUUGAUGGCAUUAAUUCAUUUUCUUGUGAAUGU
Lottia gigantea (owl limpet) is the source of this 666-nucleotide messenger RNA. RefSeq lists its product as hypothetical. Gene Ontology annotation, biological process: establishment or maintenance of epithelial cell apical/basal polarity; heterophilic cell-cell adhesion. Lineage: Eukaryota; Metazoa; Mollusca; Gastropoda; Lottiidae. The record is from RefSeq and is a predicted model, not a curated record. Gene Ontology annotation, cellular component: protein-containing complex; plasma membrane. The transcript is spliced from 6 exons. The annotation marks the transcript as partial. Gene Ontology annotation, molecular function: calcium ion binding.